Panicum virgatum (switchgrass) is the source of this 1382-nucleotide messenger RNA. Its product is annotated as probable xyloglucan endotransglucosylase/hydrolase protein 25. The record is from RefSeq and is a predicted model, not a curated record. The transcript is spliced from 2 exons. NCBI's taxonomy places the organism in Eukaryota, Viridiplantae, Streptophyta, Magnoliopsida, Poales, Poaceae. Gene Ontology annotation, cellular component: apoplast; cell wall. Gene Ontology annotation, biological process: xyloglucan metabolic process; cell wall biogenesis. Gene Ontology annotation, molecular function: xyloglucan:xyloglucosyl transferase activity; hydrolase activity, hydrolyzing O-glycosyl compounds. Bases 210 to 1085 code for a protein of 291 amino acids.
GCUCUGCUCCGCCUUCGCGGCAGGCAACCAUCCGAUCCACCACCCGGCAGCGACGCCAUUCUCGCCUCCCCAAACCCCCUAUAAAAUCCCUCACACCCCGCGCGUUCUCCACUCACUCACACAGCACAAGAAGCAAGCUCGAUCGCCGGGCCCCUUCGUCCACCUCCACCACCACACAUCUCACCACAGUCAGAGCGACCGCUUCGGCCAUGGCCCGGCGGGUGUCGUCCCUACUGCUGCUGCUGCUGCUGGGCGCGCUGGCGGCGGCGGCGGCGGCCAGCUUCGACCAGGAUUUCGACAUCACCUGGGGCGACGGCCGCGGCAAGAUCCAGGACGGCGGCCGCCUCCUCACGCUCACGCUCGACCGCACCUCCGGCUCCGGCUUCCAGUCCAGGCGAGAGUACCUCUUCGGCAAGAUCGACAUGCAGAUCAAGCUCGUCCCCGGCAACUCCGCCGGCACCGUCACCGCCUACUACCUCUCGUCGCAGGGGAGCACCCACGACGAGAUCGACUUCGAGUUCCUGGGCAACGUCACCGGCGAGCCCUACACGCUGCACACCAACGUGUUCACGCAGGGGCAGGGCCAGCGCGAGCAGCAGUUCCGCCUCUGGUUCGACCCCACCACCGACUUCCACACCUACUCCAUCCUCUGGAACCCCAAGCACAUCAUCUUCAUGGUGGACGACCUGCCCAUCAGGGACUUCCGGAACCUGGAGAGCAAGGGGAUCGCGUUCCCCAAGAGCCAGCCCAUGCGCCUCUACUCCAGCCUCUGGAACGCUGACGACUGGGCCACGCAGGGCGGGCGCGUCAAGACGGACUGGUCCCACGCGCCCUUCUCCGCCUCCUACCGGGGCUUCUGGGCCGACGCCUGCGUCGCCGUCGCCGGCGGAAAGACCCGCUGCGGCGCCGCCGUCGGCACCGAGCGCGCCGCCGCCCCCGCCGGCGACUGGUACAACCAGGAGCUCGACCUCACCCUGCAGCAGCGCAUGCGCUGGGUGCAGCGCAAGUACAUGAUCUACAACUACUGCACCGACCCCAAGCGAUACCCGCAGGGCCUCCCCGCCGAGUGCUCCAUGCAGCAGUAGCCCACCUGUCCACCAUUCCCAACCGCGCGCGUCGAGCUCCAUCGGCUGCAAUGGCGGAUAGAUCAUCAUCGGCGUCGGUCUCAUCUUCUGUGGGGUAAAUAAAUAAGGACCUGGCAAAUUCGAUCGUGGGACCUGUAAUGCAUAUGCAGUAGCUGGUGGUAAAUUCUUCCUGUCUUGUCUGUAGCCUGUCGCCUCUGUUCUGUUCGUGUCGCCUUGUAAUUGUAACCAACUCGCCGUGUUCGUGGCCGUCUGUAAUAUACCGAAAGCCAUACGUACGUGGUCUUCACCUGCUGCUUC